AUGGACGAUGAUCACAUCAGAUUGUUGCUGGAAGAAUUAAGUUCUAGCUCAAGCUAUGAAGACGAAAAUGACAGUGAGGUGGAAGAUAACGUGGAGGUACAAGAAGAGACAUAUGAUACCGAGCAAGACGAUGACAAUGACGAGAUAUCUGAGGAAGAACAUAAUGAACGAUCCCAUGAUUUUUACUUAGGAAAAGAUGGACAGACAAGGUGGAAUAAAUCUCCUGCCUCAAACCCAACUAGGCGACGUGCUAGAAAUAUAGUUACUCAACUUCCAGGCGCUAGAGGAGAAGCUAGAAAUUUGAAGGAACCAGGUGAGCUGUGGCGGCUUUUUUUUUCGGAGGGCACUAUCAGCCUGAUAGUAAAGUACACUAAUGAACAAAUUAAUCGCAUGAAGCAUAAUUUCACAAGAGAGAGAGACUGCGCCGAUACAGACAAUAUUGAAAUUGAAGCUUUUUUAGGCCUUUUACUAUUUGCUGGAGUCAGAAGGAACGCUCGUCUAAAUGCCAAAGAUUUUUUCAGAACUGACGGGUCAUCCCCGGAGAUAUUUCGUUUGACUAUGGGAUUAUCCAGGUUCUUUCUAUUGAUGCGUUGUCUCAGAUUUGACAGUAAAGAUACACGAGAAGAGAGAAUACAACUGGAUAAACUGGCACCUAUUAGAGAGUUGUUUGAUAUAGUUGUGGGAACGUUCAAAAAAUAUUACAGCGUGUCUCAGUAUGUUACAAUUGACGAGAAGUUAGAGGCUUUUAGAGGACGUUGUAACUUUCGCCAGUACAUUCCAUCAAAACCCAACAAAUACGGAAUCAAAAUUUAUGCGUUGACAGAUGCCAAAAUGUUUUAUACCCAUACCAUGGAAGUUUAUGUUGGGAAGCAACCAGACGGUCCAUACCAAGUUGAUAACUCCGCUUUGGCUUUGGUUUUGCGAUUGAGUGAAAAUAUUCACAAUACUGGGCGUAAUAUCACAUGUGAUAACUUCUUCACUAGUAUUCCAUUGAUAGAUAAGCUUGAGUCUCAACACAAAUUGACAGUUAUUGGGACAAUUCGUAAAAACAAACGAGAAUUGCCUAAAAAUUUCACGGAAAUACGAGGAAGAGCCGAAAAAUCUAGUUUAUUCGGGCACCGUGGCAAUUGCAGUCUUGGCGGAUACCUGGCCCUGGAUGCGGGCUUGUUAGUGUCGGCGGCCGUGGCGGUGGUACCGUCGGUGGCACCGGCAACAUUGGAGGUUGGAGGGCUCGCUGACGGCGGAGUGGUGCGGGGCCGUGGAGUCGGCGCAUCCGCAUUUGCUGUCGGUGAGCGGGUGGCCGGGAUGGGUUUGGAUCCCGUAGGCGGUGACGCAGCCAUGACUGCGUAUGAGACCUCCAUCUCUAUGCAUGGCGAAACCUUGCAUGGAGACGUAAAGGCCGGCGGGCGGGGGGGGGUCUUGGGUGGCGAUAUAAAUCGCUCAGCGGGGUAG
This is a messenger RNA of Danaus chrysippus (African queen), 1452 nucleotides long. NCBI's taxonomy places the organism in Eukaryota, Metazoa, Arthropoda, Insecta, Lepidoptera, Nymphalidae. The record is from the annotation of a GenBank genome assembly.